This is a messenger RNA of Astyanax mexicanus (Mexican tetra), 2313 nucleotides long. It is a transcript of the gene gpr26, whose product is annotated as G protein-coupled receptor 26. Gene Ontology annotation, cellular component: membrane. Gene Ontology annotation, biological process: adenylate cyclase-activating G protein-coupled receptor signaling pathway. Lineage: Eukaryota; Metazoa; Chordata; Actinopteri; Characiformes; Acestrorhamphidae. The coding region runs from base 38 to 1147 and encodes 369 amino acids. Gene Ontology annotation, molecular function: G protein-coupled receptor activity. The record is from RefSeq and is a predicted model, not a curated record. The transcript has 3 exons.
AAAAAAGAAACAACAACAACAAGAAAGGAAAAGCGCCAUGCACGCGCUGGACGUCGCGCUCUCGGCGCUACUUGUGGCCAUCAUCGUGGUGUCGCUCCUGGCCAACGUGCUCGUACUCGUGUGCUUCGUGUACAGCGCGGAGAUCCGGCGGCAGGUGCCCGGGCUGUUCGUGCUCAACCUCACGGGCUGCAACCUGUUGCUCGCCUCCUCCAGCAUGCCGCUGACCGUGGCCGGGCUAUUGGGUCACGCGCCCCCGCCGGGCGGCCACGGCCUGUGCCAGCUGGUGGGCUUCCUGGACACGUUCCUGACGGCCAACUCCAUGCUCAGCAUGGCGGCGCUCAGCAUCGACCGCUGGGUGGCCGUGGUGUUCCCGCUCAGCUACCACUCCCGCAUGCGCCGGCGGGACGCGGUGAUUGCGCUCGCCUACGCGUGGCUCCACUCGCUGGGCUUCGCCGUGGCGCCCGCGUGCCUCUCGUGGCUCGGUUACCACCGGCAGUACGCUUCGUGCACGCUGUGCAACGGACGCGCAGUGCGUGCCGCGGGCGGGCCCUCGCCUUCGUCGCGCGCGCACUUCGCCGCCUACACCGUGGCACUCCACGCGCUCACCUUCCUGCUCGUGCUGGUGGUGCUGUGCGUCACGUACCUCAAGGUGCUGCAGGUGGCGCGCUUCCACUGCAAGCGCAUCGACGUCAUCACCAUGCAGACGCUCGUGCUGCUCGUGGACAUCCACCCCAGUGUGCGCCAGCGCUGUCUGGAGGAGCAGAGGAAGAGGAGGCAGAGAGCCACCCGCAAAAUCAGCACCUUCAUCGGGACCUUCGUCGUCUGCUUCACCCCUUACGUCCUCACCAGGGUGGUGGAGCUGUUUGUGGCGGUUCCGAUCAGUCCGUACUGGGGAGUGCUGUGCAAGAGCUUGGCCUACAGCAAAGCUGCCUGCGACCCGUUCGUCUACUCCCUCCUCCGGCACCAGUAUCGGCAAACGUGCAGAGACAUCAUCAACCGCUUCCUCAAGCGACGAUCACUCAACAGUUCAGGCCACCGGGAGGAGAACGGCAAAGUGGAGAAGAAACCUUCCAUUCCUGAGAAAAAAACGGAGAAAGCGGAGAAGCCGACACAGGAAAAGAAAGCCGGCACAGAUUCCGCUGUUUAAAAACUGGAAUGAAAGAGUGAUGGAGAUUUAAAAAAAAAAUGUAGCAACACAAAACCACUACAAAGACGAAGCAGCUGAAGAGAAGCAGCAGAGUGAGGGAACACAGGUUUCAGACAUUUUCUACUUUUCUACAUUCAAAAGUGUUUUAGAAGUUUUUUUUUUUCUGUACAGAGAUGAUCACAUCCUUUGAAGUAAGGCUACAGUGUCUUCAAAAAUGAGUUUUAAUGUUUUUUUUUUAUUAUUAUUAUUGUAAAAGCUGCUAGAUUUGGGGGAUGUUUCUGGAUAUGUGGUGUGAAAGUGGGCACAUCAUAAGAAAGGGACCAACUCUAUCCACUGCCAUUGCUGCCAACAGUACUGAGGCUAAAGCUGCUAAAGUAAGCUGGACGCAGGACUGUCUUCUUUAAAAAAAAGCCAUGUUAAUAAUGUAGAGUGUGAAAGGUACACCAACAGUAGGCCAGUGGUGUGCAACCCAAAAUAUACAGUAUGGCAUGGGAAAUCCAUUCUAAGCAUCAAAUGUUGAGAUGUUGACAAAAAUAUUGGCAUUGUUUUACUUUGGCUGCUUGCUAAAUUGGAGCUAUUCGCUAUAUAGAUUUUUGGAGCAGAAAUUAUAAACCUAACUACCUCCACCAUGUUUCACAGGUGAGAUGAUGAGCUUUGGAUAAUAUGCCUUCAUAAUAUGUUCUUCAUAUUCCUUUUUCUUAGAACUAAUUGACCAAAACAAAUUGAUCAUUAUCUCUCUUUGGUAAAAUUGGCAAUAUUGUUUCUGAACUGUACAAGCGUUUUCAGAUGUUUUUUUUUUUUUUUCCAAUCUACACUGACAUGCCAGAAGUCAUGGGACGUCAUGGGAUAGCAGUAUGUAAAUUGAUCAUGAAGGGUUUACACUGAGACAUUAAUAAUGAGGAGAUCAGGCCCUGAAGGGAUAUAGUGAAUAUUUUUUAUUAUGUAAAAGAAGUGGUGAGCACCAGAUACUUAGUGGUGAGCAGCAACAGUAUAUCUACUGGUCUUUACAUGACUCCACAGACUGCAACGUGCACUUUUAAUAACAGUUAGCUAGGUAACUAGUUAGCUGGCUAUCGUUAGCUCUGGGCUUAUAGCCACCUGUAGCUAACUAGCUAAAACAUUCCACACUGAAAUACAUUAGUUAACAUUAUCUACCCUAGCUAGCU